UGCUCAUCAGUGCCACAUGCCAGUGCCCAUCAGUGCCACAUGCCGGUGCCCAUCAGUGCCACCCAUCAGUGCCAGUCAGUGCCUCCUAUCAAUGCCAAUCAGUGCCACCUAUCAGUGCCAGUCAGUGCCGCCUAACAGUGCCAGUCAGUGCCACCUAUCAGUGCCAGUCAGUGCCGCCUACCAGUGCCAUAUAUCAGUGUCAUGUAUCAGUGCUGCCUUUCAGUGCCCAUCAGUGAUGCCUGUCAAUGCCCAUCAGUGC
Staurois parvus is the source of this 259-nucleotide messenger RNA. The record is from the annotation of a GenBank genome assembly. NCBI's taxonomy places the organism in Eukaryota, Metazoa, Chordata, Amphibia, Anura, Ranidae.